AUGAAGAGCGCUGUAGUAUUUGGUGUCAUUGUUUGUGUAGGCCUACUUAUCGUGCACGUGCAAGGUCAGGCCAGGACCAGUGUGAGCAGAUGUUUGUGUCGGGGUUUUGGGUUAAACCACGUACGACUACAACUUAUCGACAAGGUGGAAAUUUAUCCUGCCAGUCCAUCUUGUGACAAAGUGGAAGUCAUAGUUGUCAUGAAGAACGGUAAAGUGAAAAAAUGUUUAAACCCAGAAUCCAAAUCUGCCAAGAAUUACAUUAAGAAAGCCCUUCAGAAGAGGACUAAGCUGAUGGAAAACACCACUGACUAGAUGGAC
This is a messenger RNA of Trichomycterus rosablanca, 318 nucleotides long. Its product is annotated as C-X-C motif chemokine 11-6-like. Gene Ontology annotation, biological process: defense response; immune response; chemotaxis. Gene Ontology annotation, cellular component: extracellular region. Gene Ontology annotation, molecular function: chemokine activity. Bases 1 to 312 code for a protein of 103 amino acids. The record is from RefSeq and is a predicted model, not a curated record. Lineage: Eukaryota; Metazoa; Chordata; Actinopteri; Siluriformes; Trichomycteridae. The transcript has 4 exons.